CUGACAGGCCUCAUGUACUACCGUCCGGAGGACCCCAUUAAUUACCUCGAACUGUGUCUGCAAAGGGUCCGGAAUUUAGGGGGACCCGAGAACGUGCAGUGGGACACUUUUCUGAGUGGGAAUUUGCCUCCUAUUAGAGGGAAUCAGGGAAAGAAAUGCACCCAAAAGUCAGAGGGGUCUCAGGCGCGUCGCUCUGAGCGUCUGACUCCCAUCCAGUCCCAGUUUUCAAUUGACAGCGACUCUGAUAUGACAGAAUCUUCGGGGCUUAUCCAAGAAUACGACGUCUUUGACCCCAAUAGACCUCGGCCUAAAAUCAUCUUUGUGAUUGGUGGUCCGGGCAGUGGAAAGGGCACUCAGAGCACAAAGAUGGCCUCCCAUUUUGGUUUUAUUUGCAUUUCUGUUGGAGAGAUCUUACGCAACCAGCUAAUCCACCAUGCCAGCAGCGAUCGCAAGUGGGAACUGAUUGCCCAGAUUAUCUCUAAAGGGGAGCUGGCGCCACCGGAAACCACCAUCGAGGAGCUGAAGCAGCAAUUCAUCAACCAUCAGGAUUCGGCCGGCUUUGUCGUUGAUGGGUUUCCGAGGGACAUAGGACAGGCGUUCACCUUUGAGGAGCAGAUUGGAACCCCGGAUCUGGUGAUCUUCUUGGCGUGUUCAAGCCAACGUCUACGGCAACGCUUGGAAAGACGCUCGGCACAACAUGGACGGCCAGAUGAUAACGCCCAUGCCAUCGACCGAAGGCUGGAGACAUUUAAACAGAACCUUCCUCUGAUCGUCAAGUAUUACCAAGACAAAGGGCUCAUAGCUAGGUUUGAUGCAGACCGAGAGGAGAACUGCAUCUUCGAGGACAUCUGCUGCGCUGUGCAGGGCCUCCUCUUCCCCGAUGGCCUGGGAGUGGAAGAAUUCCAUCCGCAGAAUUUCCGGGCCUCGCUUUCCGAGGAUCCUGCGCAACCCAAGGAAGUGGAACGGAAAGAGCAGGAAAUAGAGGUUACGUUGACCCCCGAUCCUACAGAAAUGGCAGAAAAAUUAAAGAACAGUAAGAUCAUCUUCGUGGUCGGAGGACCAGGCUCUGGCAAGGGGACCCAGUGUGAAAGGAUCGUCCAAAAGUAUGGCUACACCCAUCUGUCCACUGGAGACCUACUGAGGGCAGAAGUGUCCUCAGGAACAGAGAGAGGGAAGACCCUGUCUGCCAUCAUGGAGAGGGGAGAGCUGGUACCUUUGGACACGGUCUUGGACAUGUUGCGAGACGCUAUGGUCGCCAAGGCUGACACCUCCAAAGGAUUCCUCAUAGACGGAUACCCACGUGAAGUCAAGCAGGGAGAAGAGUUUGAGAAGAAGAUCGCACCCCCCUCACUGCUCCUGUACAUUGAUGCUGGAUCGGACACAAUGGUGAAACGGUUAUUGAAGCGCGGUGAGACCAGCGGCCGGGCUGAUGAUAAUGAAGCCACCAUUAAAAAGAGACUGGAGACUUAUUACAAAGCCACAGAACCCGUCAUCGCCAUGUAUGAAAGCAGAGGCAUUGUGAGAAAGAUGAACGCCGAAGGAUCAGUAGACGACGUCUUCAAACAAGUCAGCGAAGCCCUGGACGCCCUUAAAUAAACGGCAAAAAAAGAAGCAAACAAAAAUGCCUUAUUCUUUUCUGUACGCAACAUUCUUAUGCCUUAUUCUCCGACCACAUUCGUCCAGGUCAACGUCGCUCUGUCUGCCAGCGCCCUCACACGUCAUCUAGUCCCGUCCAGAGACUUGAAGGAAUUUGCCCUUCUUCCCGUAGGAAGGUGCGUUCUGCAACCCCGAUCCCCAUCUGUCUGUUGUUGUCCUCCCUCACUUCCUGUUUUCCUGAGCAGUAAAUGACUUCAAGGAAACAUUUUCAGGUC
This is a messenger RNA of Bufo gargarizans (Asiatic toad), 1871 nucleotides long. RefSeq names its product adenylate kinase 1 (gene AK1). The record is from RefSeq and is a predicted model, not a curated record. Lineage: Eukaryota; Metazoa; Chordata; Amphibia; Anura; Bufonidae. The transcript is spliced from 14 exons. Gene Ontology annotation, cellular component: cytosol; cytoplasm. Gene Ontology annotation, biological process: nucleoside triphosphate biosynthetic process; ATP metabolic process. Bases 13 to 1596 code for a protein of 527 amino acids. Gene Ontology annotation, molecular function: nucleoside diphosphate kinase activity; ATP binding; AMP kinase activity.